AUGUCUUUUCGAUUUUCUGGGGGAUCCCGGGUCUGUUCCCGGGCUGGGUCCGUCAGGCUGUCCAGGGGAGGGGCAGGCUUUGUGGCUGGGAAUGUGUGUGGGGGGCCUGGAGCAGAAAGUAGCUUUUCUUGCACCCUUGGAGGCGUCUCUUCUGGAGGAAGCUUUGGCAAUGGCAAUGAGGUAUCAGGAAGGGCUAACAGCACUGGUUUCCUUAACAACGAGCCGGGACUCCUCUCUGGGAAUGAGAAGGUGACCAUGCAGAACCUUAAUGACCGUCUGGCACUGUACCUGAACCAUGUGAGCGCCCUGGAGGAGGCCAACACUGACCUGGAGAAGAAGAUCGAGGGCUGGUAUGAGAAAUACGGGCCUGGCAGGGGCCGAGGACUCAACUAUGACUGCGGCAAGUAUUUCUCAGUCAUCGAGGAUCUGAAAAGACAGAUUGUUUCUAUGACCACCUGCAACGCCAACCUUAUUCUUCAGAAUGACAAUGCUAGACUCACAGCGGAUGACUUCAAGAUGAAGUAUGAAAAUGAGCUCGCUCUGCACCAGAGUGUUGAGGCUGACACCAACGGUCUUCGAAGAGUGUUGGAUGAGCUGACACUUUCUACAACCGACUUGGAAAUACAGCGUGAGGCUCUGAACGAGGAGCUGAUGUACCUGCAAAAGAACCAUGAGGAGGAAAUGGGAGUCCUGCAAAACGCAUCAGGGGGGAACAUCAACGUGGAGAUGAAUGCGGCCCCCGGAGUGGAUCUAACCGCCAUGUUGAACAACAUGAGGGCUGAAUAUGAAGAUCUGGCUGAGCAGAACCGAAAAGAUGCAGAGGCCUGCUUUAAAGAGAAGAGUGCAACACUGCAGCAACAGAUUUCCGAUGAUGCAGGAGCAGCCACGGCGGCCAGAAACGAGCUCAUGGAACUGAAACGCACCCUGCAGACUCUGGAAAUAGAACUUCAAUCCAUCUCAGCCAUGAAACAGUCCUACGAAGGCUCGCUGACUGAGACCGAAGGGAAUUACUAUUCCCAGCUCCAGCAAAUCCAGGAGCAGAUCAGAGUGCGGGAGGAGCAGCUACAGCAGAUCCGAACAGAGACCGAAGGCCAGAAGCUGGAGCACGAGCAGCUGCUGGGCAUCAAAACGUGUCUAGAGAAGGAAAUUGACAUGUACUGCAACUUACUAGAUGGGGAGGAACGAAGAAGCGAGUCCACGUGUUACAAACCAAAGGAUGGCAAGCCUGGGAAUGAAGUCAAUGACUCGACAGAAGAGACGUUUGUGAGGACGGUGGCUGAAGAGCUAGAUCAGCUGGGCAGCCUCCUUUCCCUGAGAGUGCACUCCGUAGAAGAAAAGUCUUCUAAAAUCAGCAACAUCACCAUGGAGCAGCGGGUGCCCUCCAAAACCCCUUGAUGGCGGGGAAAAUAAUUCAUAACACAGAAAGUUGCCUCUGAAAAAUUUCACUGGCCAAGUAACCCAAGAAAAUCAUCCAUACCUGUUCUUAAAACUCAAGAGGACUAGACUCAGGUUUCCUUUUCUUCCUCUUCUCACACUGUCAUGGGCAACACAGGUGGAGGUGCCAGGACCCUUCUUUGACAGAGAAAAGAAAUCCACGGAGAGCCGACGUGAAGCAGAGUUGGGGAUUUAUUAAAAGACAUUUGUAACUUGGAUCUGAAGCAGGGUCAAUAGAGAGGUGCUCAGGACAGAGAUGAGGCGUACCCAAGCAUCAGUGUGGGCUUCUCCCAGGAGAGUCACUUUUGUUUCUUGUUGCUUAGAUUUUUUUGAGUCAGGGUUUCUCUGUGUGACAGCUCUGGCUGUCCUAGAACUUUGUAGACCAGGCUGGCCUUGAACUCACAGAGAUCCAACUGCUUCUGCCUCCCUUCCCAAGUGCUGGUAUCAAAGGUGUGCACCAUCACCACCCAGCAAACACUUAGGCGUUUUUAUCACACGUGUACAUAUAGGAUUUUGGUGCCUCUCAAGUUGUAUCCCUAAAGGUUACAAGAAACUCCCCUCUUGUUCCUUUAACAUUGCUCAAAGGGUACAGCUUCUAACAAGGUUAAAACUUAAGGGUUUCCUUCUAUAAACAAGGUUGGAAGAUGGAUUGGUGGGGAUGUUGUUUAGAUUUAGGAGGGAGAAGGGAAUGGAGGUGAUAAUACGUCAUGUUGGACCUAAGUAAGUAUAGUUUAGCUUGACAAGGCAUCUUUGGGGGAAAGUCAUGCUCUGUCUCUCUGGCCAUUGGGGCUUCACCAGGGAUUUCUGAAGUUUCCUGACUUUCUCAGGAGAAAGGAUGGGUCAUACUCUGUGAACAAAGGCUUAUUUUUUUCAUCCUUUCCUUCCAUGUGACCAUAAUGUUCUUAUCUGUCUACCCUGUCCCAGUGCUUCGGAAAUGAGACUAUCUUGGUAGGUUUUGUUUUUAUUUUGUGAACCUGUGACCAUCUCAUGAAGAGUUCUGUUGCAAAUUUUGUUUGUUUGUUUGUUUGGUUGGUUGGU
Messenger RNA from Mesocricetus auratus (golden hamster), 2472 nucleotides. RefSeq names its product keratin 26 (gene Krt26). Bases 1 to 1395 code for a protein of 464 amino acids. The record is from RefSeq and is a predicted model, not a curated record. The transcript is spliced from 8 exons. Gene Ontology annotation, molecular function: structural molecule activity. Lineage: Eukaryota; Metazoa; Chordata; Mammalia; Rodentia; Cricetidae.